AUGAUUGUUGCGGGUUUCACUGGUCAACUCCGAGGUUGGUGGGAUAAUUUUCUAGAUGAUACAAAACGCGAAGCUAUCUUUAAUGCUACAAAUGAUCAACCGGGGAAAGAUAAUCUUGGUCGUGCUCUCCCGGCAGGUAGAUCAGAUGUAGUCUAUACACUCAUGCUAACUAUUAUUGAACAUUUUGGCAGACGAUUUACCAAUCAAUACGAAAAUAUUCGGACUCUUCUCAAUGGUUUAAAAUGCCGCCAUCUCGGCGAAUUUCGUUGGUACAAAGACACCUUUCUUAGUCGCGUCAUGGACUUACCCGAGAGUAAGUAUGAACACUGGAAAGCUAAAUUCAUUGACGGUCUUCCCCCCUUAUUUGCUGAACGUGUUCGUAAAACUCUUAGAGGAUCUUAUGGCGAGAUCCCUUAUUCUGAAAAGACUUAUGGUCAACUAAUUGUAGCUUGUACACAAGAAGGCUUAGCCCUCUGUAAUGAGCUAAAAUUAGCUAGACAAGUCAAGCUUGAUAAGCUCAGAGAAAAAUCUCAAUUGGGCGACUUCUGUGAACAAUUCGGCAUGAAAAAACCCUUGGUUCAAAAAUCCCGAAAAUAUUCAAAAUCCAAACCUUACUAUAAACCCAAACACUCUAGGCAUCGGAGUAAGGAAGAGCGCGAAGCUCGAAAGUCCUUCCGAAAGUCUACUAGAUUUGCUAAAAAUCAUUCGAAGCGUGAUUUAGCAAAAAUCAAAUGCUAUAAGUGUAGUGAGCAAAAUCAAGAUAACAGAUGUGAUGACUGUGAUAAUGAGUUGUGCAAUUGUGAUGAAAUGAUGUAUAAACUUCAAGCGCAAUUCGAAGACCUAGAUCUUGAUAUUAAAACUCUCACCGCUGAAAAUAUUCUUGAAUUACUUAAAGAAGUUUCGGAUGAAAAACUUCGUGAGAAAAUCCUUAAUCUUGCUACCCAAAAAACUUCUGCUUUUUCUAGUACAUCUAGAGAUAACACUUUCGAAAAUCAACCUAUGUCUUAUUCUUUAGCUGAAGUAAAUCGGCGGCUUUAG
This is a messenger RNA of Capsicum annuum, 1038 nucleotides long. RefSeq lists its product as uncharacterized. The coding region runs from base 1 to 1038 and encodes 345 amino acids. Lineage: Eukaryota; Viridiplantae; Streptophyta; Magnoliopsida; Solanales; Solanaceae. The transcript has 2 exons. The record is from RefSeq and is a predicted model, not a curated record.